Messenger RNA from Pelobates cultripes (western spadefoot toad), 674 nucleotides. The record is from the annotation of a GenBank genome assembly. Lineage: Eukaryota; Metazoa; Chordata; Amphibia; Anura; Pelobatidae.
ACUAUAUACUAUCAUGUCAGGAGUUAAAGGAGGUCAUGGGGGGAAGAGCCAACAAGGACAACUGGGAUACCAUGGAGGUGCUGGACAGGAGAGCCAACAAGGUCACCAUGGAGGUGAUGGCCAGCAGAGCCAAUCAGGUAACCAUGGAGAUGCUGGCCAGCAGAGCCAACUAGGUCACCAUGAAGAUGCUGGUCAGUGCCAAUCAGGACACCAUGGAGGUGCUGGACAGCAGAGCCAGCAAGGUCACCAUGGAGGUGCAGGCCAACAGACCCAACAAGGUCACCAUGGAAGUGCUGGUCAGAGCCAAUCAGGACACCAUGGGGGUGCUGGCCAACAGAGUCACCAUGGAGGACCUGGCCAACAGAGUCAACAGGGUCACCAUGGAUGUGCUGUCCAACAGAGCCAGCAUGGUCACCAUGGAGGUGCUGGCCAACAGAGCCAACAAGGUCACCAUGGAGGAGCUGGCCAACAGAGUCAUCAAGUUCACCAUGGAGGUACUGGCCAACAUAGCCAACAAGGUCAUGAUGGUGGUGCUGAAACGCAAAGCCAACAAAGUCACCAUGGAGGUGCUGACCAACAGAGCCAUCAAGGUCACCAUGGAGGUGCUGGUCAACAGAGUCAUCAAGGUCACCAUGGAGGUAAUGGCCAAAAAGGUCAUGAUGGUGGUGCUGUAA